CCACACCUCACCACUCACUGUGCACUUCCCUGCCGCUGCUCCCUUCCCGCCACUGCACCUCCGCCGUCGAGAUGCCCAAGCGCACCUUGGGAGGGAGUGCCGACGCCAUGGCGUACGAAGCAUCCAAGCCCCGUGCAAAGCUGGACAUGGAGAAACCCGUCCCCGCCAGCGAGGGGUCGAGCGGACAACAGGGCAGCCUUGAUGUUAUCGACGACAUCCAGGCUCUUCCGCCGGAGCAGCUGGCUCCUCCGCCGGAGCAGGUGGCACCUACGCCAAAGCAGGUGGCUCCUCCACCGAAGCAGGUGACUCCCCUGCCACGCCAUCUACCUCCUCUGCCGCAGCCCGUGGUAGACGGCAACGACGACGGAGAAGAGGUACUAACUGACGACGUCGACAGCGACCCAGAAACCCAGAGGAUCUACACGAGGCGCAAGGGGAGGAAAUUGGACAAUGGGUUGCACGAUAAACGUGUCAGGCCUAGAAUCGGAAGGGAGGGCUACAUAUGCCAUUUUUGCAACAAGUUGAUGAAAGGCAGUCUGACGAGUGCCAUUCAGCAUGCACUCGGAACAACGCGUGGCUCCCUCAAGAAUGGCUACGCUUUCAGGGUGGUGCACGCUGUUGGAAUUAUGCCCUAG
Molecule: messenger RNA, 635 nt
Organism: Hordeum vulgare subsp. vulgare (domesticated barley)
Lineage: Eukaryota; Viridiplantae; Streptophyta; Magnoliopsida; Poales; Poaceae
Exons: 2
Coding region: 72-635 (187 amino acids)
Source: RefSeq, a predicted model, not a curated record